Molecule: messenger RNA, 1020 nt
Organism: Girardinichthys multiradiatus
Lineage: Eukaryota; Metazoa; Chordata; Actinopteri; Cyprinodontiformes; Goodeidae
Exons: 6
Coding region: 1-1020 (339 amino acids)
Biological process (GO): response to bacterium
Source: RefSeq, a predicted model, not a curated record
AUGACUUCGUUAUGGCUCGCAUUGUUACUUAUUCAUCAAGGGUAUACUUUGGUGCCAGUGGUCACAGUGGAACUUGGUCAAUCUGUGACUUUGACAUGUGCUUUUGGUAGGAAAUAUCAGAGGAACACAUGGCUUUAUUGGUACAAGCAGAGUGCUGGCGAUACUUUGAAUUUAAUUGUUAUGCUGCAGAGAAGGAUAAUCCCAAAGUAUGGACCACAUUUCUCUGCUUCAAGAUUCAAUAUAACAUACUUUGGGGAUAUCAGCAAUCUUACCAUUUUCACAACAGUUCAAAAAGAUGAGGGAAUGUAUCACUGUUCUGAAAAGGACAUGAUUGAAUCUACUUGGAGUGGGACCUAUUUAUCAAUAAAAGGAUACUCUAAGAGAACAUCAAGUUACACUGUUGUUCAGCAGUCAGCGAGCUCUGAUCCCUCCCGUCCAACAGACUCAGAGACUCUGCAGUGUUCACUGCUCUCUGACUCUGAGAACACAACCUGCUCAGGAGAUCCCAGUAUGUUCUGGUUCAGAGCCAGAUCAGAUAAAUCUUAUCUAGAUGUUAUCUACACUGAGGGAGAAAAAGCUGAAAAUUGUAAAAAGAGAUCCGACUUUCAGAAGAGAUGCGUUUAUAACUUCUCUAAGAAUGUCAGCUCCUCUGAUGCUGGGACCUACUACUGUGCUGUGGUCACAUGUGGACAGAUACUAUUUGGAAAGGAAACAAACGUUAAACACGAUAAAACAUGUGAAAUCAAUGUUCUUGUCAUCACAAUAAUCUGUUUGAUCAUUUCUGUGACUUGUAAUAUUUUCAUCUGUUGCAAAACAAAAAGAGCAACAUGUCACCAAUUUAAAGAUAGCUCUACUUCACAGACAAGGCACAACUUUAACAAAAAAGUAGAUGAUGUUACUGAAGAUGGACCAGAUCUGAACUAUGCUGCGUUACAUUUCUCAAAAGGGAGAACAUCAAGAGUAAAGAACAAGCGAGAAUUGAUGACUGAAGAAAGUGUGUAUUCACAAAUUAAAGGAUGA